GGGCCGCCUGGGCACGGCACGGCUCGGCACGGCUCGGCACGGCUCGGCUCGGGGCGGCCCCACGCGGGACGAGGGCCCCACAAUGAGUGGGAGGCUCUUACUCCUCUCCCUGCUCCUGGCCCCCCAGGCUGCUGCUGCACAGAAGAGGAGCCAAGCGGUGUGCGAGAACGUGCUGGAGGCCGACAUCGUCUUCCUGGUGGACGGCUCGUCCAGCAUUGGCCGGAACAACUUCCGUGCCAUCCGCACCUUCGUGGAGGACCUGGUGUCACCCUUUGUGCAUGUGGUGGGCCAGAAGGCGGUGCGCUUCGCCGUGGUGCAGUACAGCGACGAUCCACGGGUGGAGUUUGGCUUCUCCCAGCACACCAAUGGCACAGGCAUCCAGAGGGCCAUCCAGCAGCUGAGCUACAAGGGCGGCAACACACGGACCGGCGCUGGGCUGCGCUACGUCUCUGACAACUUCUUUGGUCCCACACAGCUCCGGCCUGGGGUCCCAAAGAUCUGCAUCCUCAUCACGGAUGGCAAGUCCCAGGAUGAUGCUGAGCAGCCGGCGCUGAGGCUGAAGAGCCUGGGCAUCAAGGUCUUUGCUGUUGGGAUCAAGAAUGCCGACCGCCAGGAGCUGAUCCGUGUGGCCUCACUGCCUACUGACUCCUUCUUCUUCUAUGUGGGUGACUUCAAGCUGCUGGGGACACUGGUGCCACUGAUGACACGCAGGGUGUGCACAAGCUCAGGGGGCACGCUACGCACCCCUGAUGGAUCAGGCCACGCUGGUCCCUCCAACCUGGAGGUCCUGGAGCACGGCCCCGAUGUGCUGCGCAUCCGUUGGAGCCCGGCCAGCGGCCCCGUCACCGGCUAUAGGGUGCAGCGUGUCCCACUGACGGGGCUGGGGCAGCCGCUGGCAGCUGAGCGGCAGGAGGUGAGCGUGGGUCCGCGGGAGACAAGCACCGUGCUGCGGGGGCUGCGCGCAGGGACGGAGUACCUGGUGACUGUCAUCGCUCAGUAUGCCAACAGCGUCAGCGAGUCGGUGUCUGUGCGGGCGCGCACCCAGAGCCGUGGCGGCGUGCAGCAUUUCCACGUGGCUGAGGCUGGGCCGACCUUCCUGAGGCUGUCCUGGCAGCCCGGCCCCGAGCCGCCCCAGGGCUACAUCCUCAGCUACGCCGUGCCAGGAAUGCCCCAGAGUGAAGAGAGGAGCCUGGGGGCUGGCGCACUGUCGGCCACGCUCAGCAACCUGCGUCCCAACACCGAGUACGUGGUGACGCUGCGGGCACGCUAUGCUCAGCAGCCUGCAGCCACCGCCAGCCUCACCGCGCGGACACAGGCAGGCACAGAGCAGACGCUGCGGACCAACAUCCUGAGCCCCACGUCCAUUCAAGUGCUCUGGACUGCCAUCCGUGAGGCCCGUGGCUACCGCCUGGAGUGGAAAAGAGCCACAGGGCUGGAGACCCCCAGGACAGUGUCGCUGCCCAGCAGUGCCAGCACCUACCAGCUGACAGGGCUGCAGCCAGGCACUGAGUACCGCAUCACUCUGUACACGCUGUAUGAAGGUGGGGAGGUGGCCACCCCCGUCACCACCUUCCAGACAGGUGUGGAGGUACCAGUGGGCGCGGUGUCAGAUCUCCGUCUCAUCGAGGAUUUGGGCAGGAGGGUGCGGCUGGGCUGGACCGGCGUCCCCGGUGCCACCGAGUACAAAGUGACAGUGCGCAACACCCAGGACGGCACCGAGAGGACAAGGCGCAUCCCAGGCACGCAGACAGCGCUGGAGCUGGGUGACCUGCGGGAAGGUGUCACCUACCUGGUGCGCGUCUCAGCCCUCGUGGGCAGCCGGGAGGGCAGUGCUGCUGCACUCAGCAUCCACGUCAAGUUCCCAGCUGUGGGCAGUGUCUCAGAGCUGCGGGUGACGGAGGCCGGCCCCAACCAGCUGCGGGUCACGUGGAGGGGGCUGUCAGGCGCCGGGGGGUACCGGCUGACGUGGAGGGCCGGCGAUGGUCAGGAGCAGUCCCGCUUCCUCCCUGCCAACCCCACUGUCUACACCAUUGAGGGGCUGCGAGCUGGCACCGUUUAUGCCAUCGGUGUCACAGCCAUCAUUGAUGGCCGCGAGGGUCCCCCUGUCACCACCAUGGGGAGGACAGCAGCUGAGCAGGUGGGGACAGUAUCCCGGCUGGAGGUGCAGUCAUCCAGGAGCAAUGUUGCCCGUGUUACAUGGGUCGGUGUGCCAGGAGCCACAGCGUACCGUGUGGUGUGGAGCCGUCGGGAUGGGGGCUCGGAGAAGAGCCAGCAUGUUCCCGGCCACAUCAGCUCCUUUGACAUCCCCGACCUGGAGGGAGGUGUCUCCUACACUGUGAAGGUCACAGCGCUCAUAGGCAACCAUGAGGGCAACCCUGUGUCCAUCAUCGUUACCACCCCGGAGGCGGCUCCCGUGCCCCCUGUUAGCAACUUGCAGGUGAUGGAGGCCUCGGAGAAUCGCCUGCGCCUUGCAUGGGUGCCGGUGUCUGGCAGCAGCGGGUACCGCCUGGUCUGGCGCCCAGCUGAGGGUGGUCCCCAGCGCAGCCAGCAGCUUCCAGCCACCGCCAGCUCCUAUGAUCUGGGAGGGCUGGAACCGGGCCGGCGCUACCACAUCAGCAUCACCAGCAUGGUGGGCAGCCGGGAGAGCACACCAGUUGCCGUCACCACUGCCACCGCAGCGUCUCCAAGCCAUGCCACCAGCCUGCGAGUGACGGAGGUGCAGAGAGACUCUGUGACGCUCUCCUGGACCCCUGUCCCUGGUGCUUCUGAAUACGUCCUGUCCUGGACCCCCCCUGCAGCGGGCGGCGAGGCACGGCGCGUGGUGCCGGGCACUGCCAGCUCCCUACAGAUCCCUGGGCUGCGCCUGGGCCAGCACUACACCUUCACCAUCCGCCCGCUUCUGGGGAGCACACCUGGUGCUGAGAGCUCCGUCAGUGAGCGGCCAGUCUGCAGGGACGCCCGAGGGGACAUCAUCUUCCUGGUGCAUGGCACACGUGACAGCUCUUCUGGUGCUGACGCUGUCCGCACGCUCCUCUCUAACACUGUCACUUCCAUGGGCCGCCUGGGCCCCGAUGGCACCCAGGUGGGUCUGGCCACGUACAGUUACCGCAGCCUGCCCUGGCUGCUCCUCAACCGCUCCAGCGAGCUGCCCGCCGUGCUGGAGCAAAUCCGCACCAUGCGCUACGAGGAGCCCAGCGGCAAUGCCAUUGGGGCAGCCAUCACCUUUGCUAGGACCUAUCUGCUGAGCCCUGGCGCAGGACGGCGGCCCAGUGUGCCAGCGGUGCUGGUGGUGCUGGCCGAUGGCCCCUCUGGGGAUGAUGCCAUCACUGCUGCCAGGGAUGCCAAGGCAGCGGGGGUCCGAGUGCUGGCUGUGGGCUUGGAGGGGGCAGACCAGGAGCAGCUCCGGCGCAUGGUCAGUGGUGAGGAUCCACGCUUCGUCUUCCGCAACCGUGGUGCCCUGUCAGAGCUGGAGGGAGAGCUCACCGAUGACCUCUGUACCAUCAUCUCCACCAGGCCAGAGCCAGAGCCAAAGCCCUGCACUGUGCAGUGCCCCAGGGGAGAGAAGGGAGACCCUGGCGUGGCAGGGCCACAGGGGCGUGUGGGGCAGCCGGGCCCCCCUGGAGAACCGGGCCGCCAUGGACUGCCUGGCCCUCCAGGACCUGUGGGACCACGAGGGCCACCAGGAGAGAGCGUUGAGCAGCUGGGCAAGAAGGGGGAUAGGGGCUCCCCUGGAGCUGAUGGGCGGCCAGGGCUUCCUGGCCCCCCCGGGAACCCUGGGACCCCUGGCCAGCCGGGCAACCAGGGCAUUCCUGGCCCCCGAGGGGACCCUGGGCCACGAGGAACAGCGGGGCAUCCUGGCCCGAAGGGGGAAAAAGGCGAGCCGGGAGAGCCCAGAGUGAUCGUGGAUGGAGGACAGGGGUUGCCAGGACGGAAAGGGGAGCCAGGCACACCGGGUAGCACCGGCCCCCCCGGCAACCCUGGCCCACGAGGUCCCUUUGGUGACCCAGGUCCUCCGGGUCCCCUUGGGCCAAUGGGGCUACCAGGACCUCCAGGAGACUCUGUGAAGGGGGAGAAGGGUGAUCGAGGGGAGAGGGGUCCCCCUGGACUGGUCGAUGGGGCAGUGCCUCGAGGGGAGCCGGGCCCCCCGGGUCCACCAGGGGAGCCUGGCCCACGGGGACUUGCUGGUACUCCCGGCCCCAAGGGUGAGAAGGGUGACGGUGAGGAGGGAUUCCCAGGGCCACCUGGACGUCCAGGGGACCCUGGAGACCGGGGUCCACGGGGACCUCCAGGAGAACAAGGCAGGAAGGGAGAGCGUGGGGCACCAGGCGAGCUGGGGGAGACGGGCCAGAAGGGAGACCGCGGUGCGCCUGGCCCCGAGGGUGAAAAGGGUGAGACAGGAGCUCCAGGACGGCCAGGGCCAUCGGGCAGAGAGGGAGUACCGGGACCAGCUGGGCCACGGGGCGAGAAGGGUGAUGUGGGAGCGCCUGGUGAACCUGGCCAGCCGGCUCCCAGCAUGGCCAGUGUCAGAGGAGAGAAGGGUGACAGAGGAUUUCCAGGACCAGAGGGGCCUCCUGGCCCCAAGGGUGAUGUAGGGGAGAGGGGUGCCCGUGGUGUCCCUGGCCUGAGCAUCCCAGGACCAACUGGCCCCAAAGGCGAGCAGGGCGAGCGGGGCAUCACUGGCCUCACUGGCAGGAGUGGUCCAAAGGGUGACGCAGGGGAGCCAGGCGAGAAGGGUGAGCCAGGCAGAGUGGGUGCACCAGGACAACCAGGGCAGCGUGGCAAGGAGGGUGAGCGUGGAGAGAAGGGUGAUGAAGGCAGCCCGGGUGAAGCAGGGGUGCCUGGCAAACCUGGAGACAGGGGUCCACGGGGGCUGCCUGGGUACCGUGGCCCCCCUGGAGAGAAGGGCGACCUCGGAGACCCAGGUCCUGAAGGCAGAAACGGCAUUCCCGGAGCACCUGGCACCAAGGGUGACCGCGGGGAGCCGGGUCCUCCUGGACCCCCAGGACGAGCUGUGGAUGUGGGGCUUGGAGGAGUAGGAGAGAAGGGUGAGAAGGGAGAUGCUGGGGACCCAGGCGAGGAUGGAGCGAAGGGGGCCAAGGGUGAGAGUGGCCCCCCCGGACUGCCGGGGUUGAGUGGCAUUGAAGGCCCCCGCGGCCCCCCCGGCGCACGGGGUGACCCUGGGGACCGAGGCUUGCCUGGAGAGAAGGGGGAGCGUGGCCCACCAGGGCUGGAUGGCCGCAACGGACUGGAGGGGAAACCUGGCCCUCCGGGACCCACUGGGCUGAGGGGGGACCCUGGGAAGCAGGGGGACCCUGGCCGAGAUGGGCUGCCUGGGCUGAGGGGGGAGCAGGGACCGCCUGGCACAAUAGGACCGUUGGGACCACCUGGUAUCCCUGGAAAACCCGGUGACGAUGGCAAACCUGGCCUAAAUGGCAAGAAUGGAGAAGAUGGGACGCCAGGAGAAGAUGGGAGAAAGGGAGACAAAGGUGAUGCCGGAGCCCCUGGCAGAGAUGGCCACAACGGUGCCAAGGGCGAGCAGGGGGACAGAGGCAUGCCUGGCCUCCCUGGCCCCCCUGGUGUCCCUGGUGUCCCAGGGCAGGUUGGCCCCCCAGGCCAGGGCUCACCCGGCCUUCGUGGGAUCACUGGACCAAAGGGGGACCCAGGGGAGCCAGGACCACGAGGGGAGCCAGGGCGGCCUGGUGUCAGUGGAGACCCUGGGACUGCAGUGAACAUCGAACGUAGCCUGGAAGCCCUCGGCAUCAAGAUCUCAUCUCUGAAGGAGCUGACGGGUGCCUAUGAUGGCAGCUCGGACUCCUUUCUGCCCGUGUCUGAACGGCUGCGGGGGCAGAAGGGCAGCCGGGGGGAGCCAGGGGAGAGGGGACCCCCAGGCCGGGAGGGUUCUUUAGGCUUCCCUGGUGAGCGAGGACCCAAAGGUGACAAAGGGGACCAAGGUGCCCCUGGUCCUCAGGGCCCCGCAGGCCGGGCUGUGGGCGAGCGGGGCCCAGAGGGGCCACCGGGGCAGCCAGGGGAGCCAGGCAAGCCGGGCAUCCCAGGGGUGCCAGGCCGGGCUGGCGAGCUGGGGGAGGCCGGGCGACCUGGUGAGAAGGGUGACCGGGGUGAGAAGGGCGACCGGGGUGAGCAGGGCAGAGAUGGCUUGCCAGGCCUCCCAGGGCCCCCAGGGCCCAAGGCAGACGCAAUGGAGGGCAGCCUGAUGGGCUUCCCAGGCGAGCGAGGUCCCCCUGGACUUAAGGGAGUGAAGGGUGAGCCUGGUGCCGAGGGCGAGCGAGGACCCAAAGGAGAUAAGGGUGAAGGUGGAUCACGGGGCGAGCGAGGAGAGCCUGGCGAGAAGGGCAGGGAUGGCUCUCCAGGCCUCCCAGGAGAGAGGGGUCUGGCUGGCCCUGAGGGGAAGCCGGGCCCGCAGGGCUUUAGAGGGCCCCCUGGUCCCUCAGGCAAUCAGGGUGAGCCAGGGCCACCAGGACCUCCGGGUGCUGCUGGCCCACCAGGGAGCCAGGGUCCAUCUGGGAUGAAGGGUGAUCCAGGGGAACCUGGUGCUGGUAUCCGGGGAUUGCCUGGUCCGCAGGGCAGCAUGGGGCUGCCUGGUCCUCCAGGACCACCUGGUCUGGUGGGCCCUCCGGGUGCUCCUGGGCUGCCAGGACAAGUGGGGGAGAGUGGCAAGCCAGGUGUGCCUGGGCGGGAUGGUGUGCCAGGGAAGGACGGUGAACCAGGGAUGCCUGGGAAGUUGGGUGUGCCAGGACCGUCAGGCCCUACUGGCCCCAAAGGGGAGCCAGGGGAUGCGGGAGCGCCGGGGCAGGGCAUUGCUGGCCCUCCUGGUGCCAAGGGCGAGAAGGGUGAUCCGGCGCUGCUGGAGGGCGUGCUGCUGGGUGAACCUGGUUCCAAAGGUGCCCGAGGUUUGCCUGGCCCCAAGGGUGAGAAGGGGGAGCCUGGAGGAGCUGGGGAGCCUGGAGAUCCCGGCGAAGAUGGAGCCAAGGGAUCACCUGGAGUCAAGGGGGAAAAGGGCACUCCAGGUGUCGGUGUGCGGGGACCACCAGGACAGGAUGGGCCUCCAGGUUUGAAGGGUGACAUCGGUUUGCCAGGACCUCCUGGACCACCGGGAUUAGUGGGCAUCGCUGGGGCACCGGGACAGCCAGGCCUGAGAGGGGACAGCGGGCAGCCUGGCCCACCAGGAGCCCCUGGAGAACGGGGUGCAAUUGGCUUCCCUGGGAGGGAUGGUGCCGCAGGGCCACCUGGACCCCAAGGGCCCCCAGGGCCAGCGGGCAUGCAAGGGGCCUCGGGGCUGAAGGGUGACAAGGGUGACCCAGGGGCUGGGCUGCCGGGAGCCAGAGGUGAACGUGGAGACCCAGGACCACGGGGUGAAGAUGGGCGCCCAGGGCUGGCAGGCGACCGUGGGCCAAUGGGCUUGCCUGGGAACCGAGGGGAGCGUGGGGACAAGGGAGACGUCGGGGCCGUGGGGCCCAAAGGAGACAAGGGCGAUACCAUUGUGGUGGAGGGGCCUGCUGGGGCGAGAGGCAACAAGGGGGAGCCGGGAGACCGUGGCCUAAAGGGCUCCGAAGGGGACAAAGGGGACAAGGGGGAGCAGGGAAUGCCCGGCGAGAAGGGUGCAAGGGGUGAACCAGGUGAGAAGGGCUCUGCAGGCUUUCCUGGGGCACGCGGCCCUGGAGGGCAGAAGGUAAGUAGCUGGGCACCCUGCACCACAGUGGGGUCCUCUCGCUGCCCACUAGCCCUCACCCACAUCUUUGCCUUUGCCUUUACCAGGGAGAAGUUGGCGUGCGGGGAGCCUGGUGAGCCGGGCUUGCCUGGUCGGGAUGGCAUUGCUGGAGCACGAGGAGAGAAGGGGGACAUGGGGCCACUGGGCUUGCGUGGCCCCAAGGGUGAGCGGGGCAUGAAAGGCGCCUGUGGCCUCGAUGGGGACAAGGGUGAGAAGGGAGAGCCGGGGCUGCCGGGGCGCUCGGGGCUGCCAGGAAGGAAGGGUGAGCCGGGAGAACUGGGGUUGUCUGGAGCACCCGGCAUCCCUGGGAAGGAGGGGCUCAUGGGACCCAAGGGUGACCGUGGCUUCGAUGGGCAGCAGGGAGCCAAAGGAGACCAGGGGGAGAAAGGAGAUCGGGGUGCACCAGGCAUGAUCGGUAUCCCUGGUCCCCGGGGCAGUGAUGGUGCUCCCGGCCCUCCUGGCCCCCCAGGCAGCGUUGGGCCACGAGGUCCUGAGGGCAUGCAGGGCCAGAAGGGGGAAAGAGGCCCCCCUGGGCAGGCAGUGAUGGGGGCCCGCGGUGUGCCUGGUAUCCCUGGUGAGCGAGGAGAGCAGGGCAGUCCUGGUGCUGAGGGACUCCGUGGGGAGAAGGGGGAUCCGGGCAUGACGGAGGAAGAGAUCCGCGCCUUCGUCAGGCAGGAGAUGAGCCAGCACUGUGCAUGUGGAGGGCAGCUCCCGCGGCGCUUGGAUUCCCGUGAGCACUCAGAAGGAUGGGGGACUCGGCCCAGGAGCAUCCUUCAGUCUGCCCAUGGAGGAGGGAGAAGUGUCCGCCAAGAGAAGGAGCACAGCCAAACAGAUCACUCCCCCCAUUACCCACCCACUGAGGCAUUCCCAGAUCUCAGUGCUCAUGUUGUCCCCGUGCUUAAAGUGUCGCAUGCAGAGGAGGAGGAGGGGCAGGACAGGCGUGUUGUCGUUGACACCAAUGACCUGGAGUACGACAGCAUGUAUGGGGAGCAGGAGGACUACGACACAGCUCUGGAUGCAGGCAGCUUGGAGCAGCUCGCAGAGGAUGCCGAGCCCUGCCACCAGCCCAUGGAGGAGGGGGGCUGCCAGCGGUACACACUGCGCUGGUACUACAACCAAAGAGCCGCCGAGUGCCGGCCCUUCGUCUACAGCGGCUGCCAGGGCAAUCUCAACCGCUUCGGCAGCCAGGAGGAGUGUGAGCUCCACUGCAGGCAGCGCGUGGGGACAGGUGCUGGCAGCGGGGAAGGACGGCGGCCGGAGGCGUAGCGUGGUGAUCCCUGCAGGAACAUGGUGCUAUUUCUGACGUCUCUUCUUGUUGCUCAUGGGUUUUUCCCUUUACAUUGGUUCUAUUUGCCCGUUGAAGGUGAAAUUUCUAUCAAAUGGGAACACAGCCUCCCCAUAAGCCUUUUAUCUGGUUUCCAAACCAGAGCUCUCUUGGGAUGUUGGUUUGAUUUUUAACUUAUUUGCUGUCAAUGGGACAGCUCUUGGCCCCAUGUUCCUUUUUUGGCUGCCCAGAGCUGGGAGUGGGCACAGUUUGAGCCCUUCCCCAAACCUAACACUUCAAAUCCCCAAGGCUGUGGGCUGCCCUCAUCACCCUCAUGGGCUCCCAGCAUGCAACCACACAACCUGCUCCAUUUGAAUGAAUUUCACCUUCACCCCACCUGGGCCCCAAUUCCCCUUUUGGGGUGCGAUGGUUUGGCAGAGAACUGCAGGAGGGAAGGAGGCUUUCUCCAUGUACUGCCCUCCGGCUCGCACCUCUGCCUGGAAACUGGGACACACCAGGGAGACCCUGAGGAUGGUGCUAUGUUAGAGGCGAUUCCUGCUCAUCAGGAAGGUGACGCUGGCUCCUGCACAGCCUAGACGCACUGCUGCUCUGUGUAUAUCUGUAUACAGCAAAUGUA
Molecule: messenger RNA, 9627 nt
Organism: Lagopus muta (rock ptarmigan)
Lineage: Eukaryota; Metazoa; Chordata; Aves; Galliformes; Phasianidae
Gene: COL7A1
Product: collagen type VII alpha 1 chain
Molecular function (GO): serine-type endopeptidase inhibitor activity; protein binding; low-density lipoprotein particle binding
Source: RefSeq, a predicted model, not a curated record